AUGUAUUUAUCGGAGUCUAAGCAGAAACGCGUGACAAACAACCAAAUUGUUGUCACUGUUGUUGGUGUCGGUGCUGUCGGGGGCCUCAAAUGGACAAAACCAUAUAUCAAACUCAGAGCCCGUAAUAACGAAAAGCCAAUUCAAGCAAUAGCUCUGAUUAUUGGAUGUAAAGACAAGUACUGUAUCUCUGUUUAUAUACGACUUCCACACAAACCCUGGUCUCUACCGACAGCUAACUGUGCAAUGAAGGCAUUGGAUGGCUAUGGCUAUGGCUAUGGCUAUGGCUAUAUCUAUGGUAGGCUAUGGAUGCACGCUUCUCAUCAAUUGUAUGCACACGGAUAUACGUUUGGCCCCUACAUUCAAAAGCUAUUUAUUACACCCUAUACUAAGGCUGUCCACAGAAACACAACUCCGAAAUGA
Molecule: messenger RNA, 420 nt
Organism: Oppiella nova
Lineage: Eukaryota; Metazoa; Arthropoda; Arachnida; Sarcoptiformes; Oppiidae
Source: the annotation of a GenBank genome assembly